AUGUGUACAUCAGUUUCUGCUCCUCACUUAAUCUUGCGCUAAUGGAGAGCAACAGGUGCACGGACGGAUCCGCAAUGAAUCUGGUCCCAAACGGACGGGUCGGUGACCCGUCCACCAAACACCCUCACCGGGCGGCUCUGAUUCUGGCACGAGGUGGCAGUAAAGGAAUCCCGCUGAAGAACAUCAAGGUUCUGGCUGGAGUUCCUCUCAUCGGAUGGGUCGUGAGAGCUGCUCUGGAUUCAGAUGUCAUUGACAGUGUUUGGGUGUCUACUGAUCAUGAUGAGAUUGAAGAAGUUGCUCGAAUCUGUGGUGCAAAAGUUCAUCGGCGCAGUCCUGAAGUUUCCAAAGACUCCUCCAGCUCACUGGAGACCAUCAAAGAGUUCAUCCGGCAUAGACCUGAGGUGGACAUUGUUUGUCACAUUCAGGCAACUUCUCCAUGUCUGCACCCGUUUCAUAUCAAUGGAGCUCUGCAGAUGAUCACUGAACAGGGUUAUGACUGUGUGUUCUCAGUGGUGCGCAGACAUAAUUUUCGCUGGUCUGAGGUGAAGAAAGAGGGUGAACGCACAGAGCCUCUGAACAUCGACCCAGCACACAGACCACGACGUCAAGACUGGCCCGGGGAGCUCCAUGAAAACGGAUCUUUCUACUUUUACACGAGAGAAGCUGUGGAAAAGAGCCUUAAGGAGGUGGGUAAGUGGGGCUACUAUGAGAUGCACCCAGAAUACAGUGUUGAUAUUGAUGUGGAUAUAGAUUGGCCGGUGGCUGAGCAGAGAAUUUUGAGGUUCGGAUAUUUUGGAGGAAAAAAGAAAACAGAGAUCAGGUUGUUUCUGUGCAGUGUAUCUGGCUGUCUGACAAACGGUCAAAUAUACGUGUCUGUUCCAGGAGAGCAGUUUGUUGCCAUCAAUGGUCGAGACCUGGCGGGAAUUCGAAUGCUACAGAGGGAAGACAUUGAGGUGAUUCUUAUAUCUAAUGUGAAUGAGAUGGUGUCCAAAGAUUUGCUGGAGACCAUUUCUAAGCAGACAGGCUGUAACAUAAGACUCGUGAUGGAGAGGAAAGAUCUGGAGUGUCUGAUGAAAGAGAAAAACGUGCAGAAGGAUGAGGUGGCCUUCAUGGGUGCAGAAUGUGAAGAUGUGGAGAUCAUGACGCAGGUGGGGCUGAAUGCUGUACCUCCUGAUGCACCUGUUUCACGUCUCAUUGCAGCUGACUUCACCUGUCAAAGACCAGCAGGUCAUGGGGCGGUUUUUCAGUUUGCUCAGUACAUCCUGCAGACAAAGAAAAAUACAAAGUCACAGAUGAACGUGAUCUCAUCAAAUGGAAAAACUUCUUCCAUACUACAGAUUUGAUUUUGAUUUUAUCAUUUGGGAUAACUUUUUUCUACUAAUCAUUAAUUUUUCAGUUGUUUUAUAGAAAGUCAUUUUUUCACACUGUAAAAUUAUUUGGUGCCGUAAUUUUUUUGUUGAAUCAACUCAGAUUUAUAAGUUAUGUCAACAUACUAUUAUUUAACUUGAAAGAAUUUUUAACAUAACAGAAAAUGUUUUUUUUUUUUCAAAUCACAACAAUUAACUAUUUAUUAAAAUGUGUAACAUGAUUUAGC
Molecule: messenger RNA, 1594 nt
Organism: Misgurnus anguillicaudatus (oriental weatherfish)
Lineage: Eukaryota; Metazoa; Chordata; Actinopteri; Cypriniformes; Cobitidae
Gene: cmasb
Product: cytidine monophosphate N-acetylneuraminic acid synthetase b
Molecular function (GO): N-acylneuraminate cytidylyltransferase activity
Source: RefSeq, a predicted model, not a curated record